ACAUGUAUGUGGUUAGCAGCAGCCCCCACGUGGCGCCUCCGGUCCUCAGCCUCAACGGUUGAUAACUGUUUGUUUCCUUCCUCUUGGCGGCCCCACUCCCCACCAAUCCCAUAGCAGAUCCCUCCGAAUCUACUUCACCUUCAUCAUCAUCUUCUUAUUCUCAAUUGCUUCACACAAUCGACCAAGGCCAGUGGGGAGAGAAAAUGAGAUCCUUGAGUUCAGGCUUUGUGGUCAUUGAUCUUCACUCUUCAUGGCACUCCGCCAAUCAUAUACCCAUUUCAACCGUCGCUUUCCUUCAAAACACCGGCUUCAUCUCCUCCGUCUCUUCGUCAUUUCGUCGAACACGUGGGAUCGCUUCCGCGAAGUCUUCCAUCCCAUUAAUUAGGUCCCCCGGAAUUCGCCGCCCAGUAGAAAGGUUCUCGCCGGGAAAUGGGUCGACCUCCAAUUCUCCAAAUUCGCCUUCCACGUCGAGAUCGGAGGCGGUUUCUGAAUUGGACAUGUUUCUUGAAUUGGUGCCUUUGAGGAUGAGGAAGGAGCUGUUCGGGCACGCCGAGAUUGGGGAUUUGAUUGAAGUGGUGAUGGAUUUAGGAAGGAAGCCUCUUGCGAGGUUUCCUUCCGGCGAUUGGCUGAUAUCAGAGCAGAUCGUGAAGCUCGAAGAUCUACAGCAUGCAAUAUCCAAGGUUGGUGAGUUUUCGGAUGACAAUCGUUCGGGCAUUAAUCACUCCCUACACCGUAUAAGUGCUAUUAGAAACCGUAAAAUGCAAAUCAUUGGCCUCACUUGUCGGGUGGGUCGAUCUGUGUCAGGAAGUGCUGAGAUAGUACGUGACUUGGUUGAGGGGGGAGGUUCUAUAUUGGUCAUAGGGCCUCCUGGAGUUGGCAAAACUACUUUAAUCAGAGAAAUAGCUAGAAUGCUGGCAGAUGAGCAUAUGAAACGGGUUGUGAUUGUAGAUACAUCAAAUGAAAUUGGAGGUGAUGGAGAUGUUCCUCAUUCUGGAAUAGGUCGUGCAAGGAGGAUGCAAGUUCCCAAUGUUAAUAUGCAGCAUAAUGUCAUGAUUGAAGCGGUUGAAAAUCAUAUGCCUGAAGCCAUUAUAAUUGAUGAAAUUGGAACAGAGCUUGAAGCAUUAGCUGCCAGUACGAUCGCUCAAAGAGGAGUUCAGCUAGUUGGAACAGCACAUGGAAUGACUAUUGACAACAUAAUGAAGAACCCCUCUCUGCAGAUCCUUGUUGGUGGCAUAGAGAGUGUGACUCUUGGCGAUGAGGAAGCAAGAAAAAGGAAGGUGCAGAAGACAAUUCUUGAGAGAAAAGGACCUCCUACAUUUACAUGUGCUGUUGAGAUGAUAUCUAGAACCCAUUGUCGUGUUCAUCACAGAUUGGAUGCUACAGUAGAUGCAAUACUGGCAGGAAAAUCUCCUCUGUUUGAACUUCGUCACAUGGAUGCUGAAGCUAACAUUUCCCAGAAGCCUACGCUGGCAUCUGAAAAGAAACUUCUAGAAGAAUCUAGGAUGACUAAAAGUGAAGUAGUAGAAUCUGAUGAGAAACAUGUACAUCAUUCUCCCAGUCGUUCCAACCCAUGGAGCACUGAUAAACCAGUGAGCAAGCAGAGCUCAGCGGUGUGUGUUUAUACCUACAAGAUCCUAGAAGCUGAUCUUCUACAAGUAGCAAAAGUGAUGGGGCUUGAGGACGAAAUAGAUGUAACUGAUGACAUUGGAACAGCGGAUGCAAUUCUAGCAUCUAGUUCUGAACUGAAACAAUACCCAUGGAUCCGUGGUGUAGCUAAAUUCCAUCAGUUGCCAGUGUUUGUUAUUAAGUCAAAUACCAUGGCGCAAAUGGUGAAGGCAGUCCGCAUGAUUCUUGGAAUAGAAUCUUUUGGUUCAAAACCGAAGAAGCCACUGAAAAGUUCUUUUGACAUUGAAGUCGAAGAUGAUGCACCAAAACGAAAACCCUCAUUGGAAGAGAUUGAUGCCUUGGAGGAGGUUCGCCUUGCAAUUGAGUAUAUUGUGAUUCCUGGUGGGGAGCCAGUAGAACUUCUCCCCAGACGCUCAGACAUAAUUGCUCGGCAACUUGAGCUUGUAGAAAGCUAUCAGCUGGCAGUGGAGAAUUCAGGUACUGAACUGAACCCCAGGUUGCAGAUCCUUCCUCUGAGGUCGAACAAGAAGACUACUAAUAAAUCUUCCAAAUCCAGUUUACAAAAGGAAACAAACGUUAAACCACUAACUAGCGGCGGUGGUGGCACCAGUGUUGCUCGUCUCCCCCUUUUACCUGAAUGACUUAACCAUGUCUCCUUUGUAACAUGCUCCGAUCCUUGGUUGAUUGAUAAGUGUACCAUAUGAUGUACAGUCAUUGAAAAUUAUGAUUCUCUUAUGAUUUAAACCAUGUAUUGAUUUCUUUCUCAGUGGAAUGAUAAAUCUCCUUGCUGCAUCAAAA
This is a messenger RNA of Vitis riparia (riverbank grape), 2424 nucleotides long. RefSeq lists its product as uncharacterized. The record is from RefSeq and is a predicted model, not a curated record. Lineage: Eukaryota; Viridiplantae; Streptophyta; Magnoliopsida; Vitales; Vitaceae. Bases 204 to 2267 code for a protein of 687 amino acids. Gene Ontology annotation, molecular function: ATP hydrolysis activity. The transcript is spliced from 9 exons.